CCUAAAUUAGAUUUUGUGCAUUUACCGGCCUACUCAACCAAAGUAAUAUUCUUGUUAUAAUUUGAAGCAACUGGAUCUGGUCUCGAUAUCAUAUAUUCUAGAGAGAAGUUAGAGAAAAGAAGCAAAAGUCAACUUGAACUCUUUCCAUCAAAAACCUAGCUCCGUGGAGGAGGAGACACCGUCUCCAAAUCCAACAACAAGAAACCAAGAUGAGGAUGAAGUGAUGCAUGAUCUCAAUAUCAAUAGGAAGUACGAAUCAGAGGCGAAUUCAAGUCCCACACAUAAGAACAAUACAUGUAUUGUAUCAAGUCCGAGCAAGGGAAAGAAUAUAGAUGGCAAAGGAGGACUGUGGGAGCAUAAGAAACACUGGAUUCCACCAGCUGAAGGAUUUAUGAAGUUAAAUAUAGAUGGGGCUUGGAAAUCCAAUAUUGUUUCAGGAGGUGGUGGUGUGUUCAGAAGACACACAGGAUCAUGGUUUGUUGGUUUUUCAAGUAAGUUUGCAGUUCACUCUCCAUUAGCUGCUGAGUUAUAUGCACUUUGUGAGGGCCUGAAAAUUGCAAAAGAUCUGAUGAUUGAUAAGCUAGAAGUGGAAACAGAUGCUAUGAAUCUCAAAUUGCUUUUGGGAAAAGUUCAAAAUCAGGUGCACCAUGAAUUAGGUCCUGUCCUUAGGGAAGUAGCUAUUUUGUUGAGUCAGAACUGGACCGUAAGUUUCAAGCACAUCCCAAAGAUUUAUAAUAAGGUGGCUCAUUCCUUAGCAGCGCAUUCCUGGAUUAUGGCUGUGGGUCAUAAAUUACACUACAUCAUUCCAUCUUGUGCUAAGGAUGAUUAUGAAAGUGAUUUCGAGAAGGUAAAUCCAGAAUAUGUAGAAGAAAUAAGAAGAAAUGCUCAUGAUCAGGCUAUGGCAAUUGUUGGUGAAAGAGUGGGGAAUCAAAGAAAAACUAACAAGGAUGGUGCAAGCUCUUCUGCUUCAGAGAUUGUGUUUGGCAGUAUCGUGUCAACUAUCAAGCAAGUGGUUGGAAGCUCUACUAGUACAGAUGUGGGGAGCAAAGAUAAAGGAAAACUAAAAGCAUUCACUCCUUUCAUUGUUGGCGGUUCAAAAAUUAACAAGGAUAUUGAGAUUGUUGAAGUUGAGGAUGAUGAAGAAGAUACUACAGUGACCAACAAAUGAUUGUGAUGAUGACUAUCUUUUGGAAGACGCAUGAUUCUCAAGUUCAAGCAGGGCGUCAAGUUCAUCAAGUUUUAGUUGUACAUACAAGUAUCUAUGUAGUUUUUACUAUCUGGGUGUUAAGGAGAUGCAUAAGGCAUAUUAAUGGGUUCAUAUUUCUCCCCCAUUUUGACAAGUUUUUGGAGAUUGAUGGGGUUGUAAGUGCUAAUGUAGAAUUAGGGUUGGCUUUUGCUUUAUCUUCAGAAUUUGAUCUCACUUAGUGGGAUAAUUUUGGUGUUUUGGUGUUUUCCACCCUAAUUAAUUAAUAUAUUUCGUCGGUUUGCGUUAAAAAAAAAAUUUGAAGCAACUGAAAUAUGUACGGAGUACUAGUGGACUACUCCCUCCAUUCCUUAAUAUUCACACCGCUUUUCUUUUCAGGCCGUGCCUUAAUACUUGCACCGCUUCUAUAAAUGGAAAUCUUCACCAAUAUUAUAUUAUGUCUCACACUUAUCUACUACCCCACUGACAGGCUUAAGUCGUAUCACCUAAUCGAAAAUAACCUAAGUCCACUAGCAUCCAAAGACAAGGCUCGAAAAUCACCAUUAAAUCUACUUUCUAUCACAUUCCUUGUAUACUCAUUUAACCCACCAUAAGCAAAACCACAAGAAUCCCAAAGAUUAAAAUUGUGGUAACCAAUAAAAUCAUUUAGCCUAUCGAAAUACACCCAAAAAGGCUCAUUUACAAAUUGAGGGAAAGAAUAAUAAUCCAUUUUUUCAGGGAAAAAAAAUAUAUAAUAUAAAAUAAUAAAAGUUGAAAAAAAAAAUUAAAAAAAAUAAACUAAAGAAAAUAAAAUAUAUACAUGGUCUCAAAGAACUGGAAGUUCUAUGAGACUCAAGAAAAUAAUCUAGAUCUUAAAAUUAAUAGCAGAAAAUUAAACCGUUUCACCGGCAACGGCGCCAAAAUUUGACAGGCUUAAAUCGUAUCACCUAAUCAAAAAUAACCUAAGUCCACUAGGUAGGUAGCAAGGGAAGUCAGGAUCGAAUCCACAGGGAAACAAUGUUCUUUCUACUAUUAAUCAAUCAGACUAGACUAUUGGGAACAAGAGUUGGUUUGAUGGUUUGCUAAGACUACUACGAUAAUUAAACAAUUAAGAAUCAAGAUAUUAAUGAAUAUAGGGUAUAGGUUCACCAACAAAUAACAAUCCAGGACAAUAAACAAUCACGAUAAUCAACAAAGUAAUUAAUUGGACUAGCAUGCUCUCUCGAAUCGAUACUAAUCAUAGACUUAGAUUUAAGGGGCUCUCGCUACGUAUUAACUCCAAUUCCACCUAUUGACACAAGCCUAAACAUCAAAUUGCAUCUCUCGAAUCUUAACUUGAUAUUGCGUAACUACCACAAUUAAACCUGCGCAAAUCUAAUUGUAUAGUGAAAUAAACCAAUCAAUAGGAAUUAAUUACAAUGCCAACAAUCACAAUUAUUCAAUAUCCCUUCAUGUUAUUCAAGGAUCCCCAAACCUUAGAAAAUAAAUUG
This is a messenger RNA of Spinacia oleracea (spinach), 2673 nucleotides long. RefSeq lists its product as uncharacterized. The transcript is spliced from 2 exons. Gene Ontology annotation, molecular function: RNA-DNA hybrid ribonuclease activity; nucleic acid binding. NCBI's taxonomy places the organism in Eukaryota, Viridiplantae, Streptophyta, Magnoliopsida, Caryophyllales, Amaranthaceae. The record is from RefSeq and is a predicted model, not a curated record. Bases 224 to 1168 code for a protein of 314 amino acids.